GUGUUUUGUCAUAAAGUUGAUUAUUACAUCAUAAUCCAACAUGGUUGACGCAUUCUUGGGAACUUUUGUUGUUGAAACGCGAAACAACUUCGAUGGGUUCAUGAAAGGCGUUGGUGUACCGGACGAGUACAUUGAGAUCGCACGAAAGGUUUUCCCAACGACCGAGAUCACGAAGGACGGCGACAGUUUCACCGUUAAAAGGAUUCGACCCCAAAAGACGACGAGCAAUACGUUCAAGUUGGGAGAGGAAACCGAAGUGGAGACGAUCAAAGGCGACAAAGUCAAGGUAACAAUCAACAUGGUUGGAUCACAAAUGGUGACAAAGGGUGAGAAUUAUUGCGUCACAACCGAAAUGGAUGGCGGGAAAUUGAAGGAAACAAUCACACUAAAGGGUCACACUUUGACAAGAUGGUCCAAACGCGCAUAAAUCAGCCAUGUUUGCUCUUAAAUUCACAUAUUUGGUCCCAAUGUUGUAACUCAACUAACUACCCGAAAUAUUGUGGUAUCAAUUCGUGACGUAAUCAUGCUGUAAUAUAAAUUCGCCUUUAAUAAAUCUGAUAUCUAUGCUA
This is a messenger RNA of Ciona intestinalis (vase tunicate), 569 nucleotides long. RefSeq names its product fatty acid-binding protein, liver-like. NCBI's taxonomy places the organism in Eukaryota, Metazoa, Chordata, Ascidiacea, Phlebobranchia, Cionidae. Gene Ontology annotation, molecular function: lipid binding. The record is from RefSeq and is a predicted model, not a curated record.